AUGUACCGUUAUCGUACUGAGGCAAUACGCACUGCCAGCCAACGCGAUAUCCCCACCGUCGAGAGCAACGGAGGCAUCCUCCCAACCCACAACACAGCCAACAAGGCCAAGUCUACCGAAGCUGGCGGGCUAAGCAACGACAAUGGGCGCGGCGGCCUACCGUCUCGACCCUCAGGCCUACGAGCCUCCCAGAGCAACGGCGGCACAUAUGGAGGAGAUGGAGCAAGAGACAUUGGCGGUGACGCUGAGAAGUCCGCACACAACACCGCGGAGGACUCAACAUCCCAGUCCGCACCUCCCCCAGCUCCGCCACCCAUCAAGUCCGAAGUUGCGGGCCCUGGAGAUGCCACCAUAGAAUCUACCGAAGGAAACAAGAACAAACCACCUAUCACCACCCGCAUGAAGAAUGGCUGCAAGCGCUUUGGCUCGCACUUCAAGAAUGCCAUCUGUCACAGUUGGGUCAACGUCCUUCUCAUUGCUGUACCCGCUGGUAUCGCCGCAGAAGCAGCACAUCUCAGUCCAGCAGCCAUCUUUGCCAUCAAUGCAGUCGCCAUCGUACCACUCGCUGGACUGCUCAGUCACGCCACCGAGAGCGUGGCCAGCAGACUUGGAGAUACUCUUGGAGCACUCCUCAAUGUCUCCUUCGGCAACGCUGUCGAACUGAUCAUCUUCAUCAUCGCACUGGUGAAGAAUGAGAUCCACAUUGUUCAGGCAUCCUUACUGGGCUCGAUUCUGGCCAACUUACUACUCAUCCUGGGCAUGGCUUUCUUGUUUGGCGGCCUCCGCUUUCGAGAGCAGAUUUACAACAGCACCGUUACACAGAUGAGCGCUUGUCUCCUCAGCUUGAGUGUGAUGAGCUUGCUCCUGCCGACCGCCUUCCAUGCCUCUUUCAACGACCAGAAUCUCAAUCUAGCCAAUGCUUCGACUCUCAAGGUCAGCCGUGGUACAAGUGUCAUCCUUUUGCUGGUCUACGUCCUGUACUUGCUGUUCCAGCUAAAGUCGCAUGCGUACAUGUAUGAGAGCACGCCACAAGCAGUCAUUGACGAAGAGUCGCAUCCUGGAGUACUGCACGACAUGAUGAACUCGUCAUCGUCUUCCAGCGACAGCAGUAGCUCGGACAGCAGCGACUCAGAUACCUCAGGCUCAGGCUCCGUCACUACCAGGAAGAAGGUCACGCGAAUGAUCAAGCACCGAAUGCGCCGCAAGUCCAGUGUCAGUACGAGUAGUUCUCGCACUCACUCAAAGGCCACAUCUGCCUUGAGCUCUCCUACCACCCAGGAGCGUCAAGAGUACAUCGAAGACCCAGCACUCGACAAUGGUGCCACUCGUCGUGAGUCCACACUUGCAGCUAUCGAUAGCGUCGAGGAUGCAGAUGCAGACAGAGAAGACAACGGACCAACCACUCAAAUACCUACCGAGUCUACCACCGGACAGCCAAAGGUCGGAUUCGCCGACGACGUUGAAGUGGUCCCAGCCCAGACUCCCACCAACCAGUCCGCUCGCCUCGCGUUUAACAUGCGCGGGUUGUCUUCGCGUGUCAGGCCUGCAUUACCGUCAAUGUUGUCUAACAACGUCUUCGUGCAGCCACGACCAACUCCUUCGCCAGCUGCUCAACGUCCCAACUUUACACGCCCGGUGUCGGCUGGAGCUGCAAACCUCCGCCGCACCAGCUCUUUACCCGAACGCCUGAACCGCGAGACCACACCCACUCCUGGCACCAACUACGUACGCACGGAUCCUCUGCCACCCUACCAGCACCAGCAGUAUCGCGUUCGUGCGGGCAACCAGCCAGCGCCGACCAAAGAGGAGGAAGAGAUCGGUGAACCAGACAUGUCCAAGACAGCAGCUGUUGUCCUGCUGUUGUGCAGCACAGCUCUGGUCGCUGUCUGCGCCGAGUUCAUGGUCGACGCUAUCCCGGAGAUGAUUGCUGGCAACGGUGCAGUUGGUGAGGCCUUCAUCGGUCUCAUUAUCCUGCCCAUCGUUGGUAACGCAGCAGAGCACGUCACAGCAGUCACCGUUGCCGCCAAGAACAAGAUGGAUCUCGCAAUCGGUGUCGCUGUCGGCUCCAGCAUCCAGAUCGCACUCUUCGUCACUCCAGUCGUGGUCUUGCUCGGAUGGAUUCUGGACACUAACAUGAGUCUGUACUUCAACAUCUUCGAGACUAUCAGUCUGUUUGUCACCGUCUUCGUCGUCAACUUCCUGGUCCUCGACGGGCGCAGCAACUAUCUGGAGGGCAGUCUGUUGAUCGCGGCUUAUGUUAUCAUCGCCCUCGUGGCCUUCUUCUAUCCCGAGUCUGACGCUUCGAGCGCCAUCGGUGAUGGAAUUGGCGGAACCUAG
Messenger RNA from Fulvia fulva, 2337 nucleotides. RefSeq names its product Vacuolar calcium ion transporter. NCBI's taxonomy places the organism in Eukaryota, Fungi, Ascomycota, Dothideomycetes, Mycosphaerellales, Mycosphaerellaceae. Gene Ontology annotation, cellular component: fungal-type vacuole membrane. Bases 1 to 2337 code for a protein of 778 amino acids. Gene Ontology annotation, molecular function: calcium:proton antiporter activity. Gene Ontology annotation, biological process: calcium ion transmembrane transport; intracellular calcium ion homeostasis. The transcript is spliced from 4 exons. The record is from RefSeq and is a predicted model, not a curated record.